AUGACGCUCAACUCAGAGCCCGCCGAUCCGACGCAACGCGCCCAGCACGGUCUCGAGCCAAAGAGUUUUGCUGAAGCUGUCGAGGAGGCAUUGGAACGCGACGACGAUAACUAUCCCCUCGACGAAUCUAUCAUCAAAGAGUCACCACCACAGCUCCACCACACACGCAGCACCAGUGAAGCGCGUCCAUUGGGCGAAGUCAUUGACGAGAUUGAGCGAAGCCCAGCACCGGGAAGUCCUGUACUACGCCACCCUCGCGGUCGCCUGGAGAAUAAGAAGAGCCACGACAGUCACAUCGAUACUGCGGAUAAAUCGAGCGCAAUGUCUAAUGGCUCAUUCGACGGUCACCAACAUGAUCAGCACAAUGGCCUCAGUCUUUCAUCAAGACAGGACAAGAUCGAGCCAUCGGAGCAAGAGGACUCAGAAGGAAGACCUCAGCUCUCGCGCCAGCUGUCGCUCGUGUCGGGUCGCAAAGCAGGCGCAGGCUGGGCAUCAAGCGCAAUUCGUUGGGCACCGCUCAAUGUCCCGGUCCAACGACGAUUACAAACACUAGUUGUCCUGCUGCACACCAUCUCAAUCGUUGGCAUGCUCGGAAUUUUCUUCUUCAUCUGUGCCAUACCACUGUCGUGGCCCCUUGUCGUUCCGUAUCUCAUUUACCUAACAUUCUCCCGAGCUGCUGUAGAUGGCAAGCUCGCGCAUCGAUCUGAAUGGCUGCGCUCGAGCAAGCUGUGGUCCCUCUUCGGUGCAUACUUUCCUGCUCGUCUACACCGGAGCCAAGAGCUUGAGCCUACCAGGAAAUACAUUUUUGGCUAUCAUCCCCAUGGAAUCAUCUCACAUGGCGCCUUCGCUGCCUUUGCGACCGAGGCUCUAGGCUUCGGUCAACUAUUCCCGGGUAUCACAAACACUCUCCUCACCCUGGACGCCAACUUCAGCAUCCCUCUGUAUCGAGACUGGGCACUUCGCUUGGGCCUUGCCUCAGUCAGCCGCGAAAGCUGCGAGAAUCUAUUGUCCAAGGGUGGUAUCAAUGGGGCAGGAAUGGGACGCGCGAUCACGAUAGUCAUCGGCGGAGCCCGCGAGAGCCUAGAUGCUUCACCAAAAUCGAUGAAACUCGUGCUCAAGCGACGCAAAGGCUUUGUCAAGCUCGCGAUUCGUACGGGCGCUGAUUUGGUGCCCGUGCUAUCCUUCGGCGAGAACGAUCUAUACGACCAGCUCGACGGCAAGAGUCAUCCCUUCGUUCACAGACUUCAGCUCGUAGUGAAGAAGUUCAUGGGCUUCACGGUUCCACUAUUCCACGCCCGUGGCGUGUUCAACUACGAUGUCGGCAUCAUGCCCUACCGCCGACCGGUAAACAUUGUCGUCGGAAAGCCGAUCCGCGUGCGGCAAGCGGCACAGCCAGAUCCGGCCUACGUUGACGAGCUCCAUGCGAAAUACGUCGAUGAGCUUGUUGGCAUUUGGGAGGCGUGGAAGGAUGAUUUCGCGCCGAAUCGGGAGUCAGAACUUGAACUUGCCGAGUAA
This is a messenger RNA of Dissoconium aciculare CBS 342.82, 1515 nucleotides long. Its product is annotated as diacylglycerol O-acyltransferase 2A. Gene Ontology annotation, cellular component: endoplasmic reticulum membrane. The record is from RefSeq and is a predicted model, not a curated record. The transcript has 3 exons. Gene Ontology annotation, biological process: triglyceride biosynthetic process. Bases 1 to 1515 code for a protein of 504 amino acids. Gene Ontology annotation, molecular function: diacylglycerol O-acyltransferase activity. NCBI's taxonomy places the organism in Eukaryota, Fungi, Ascomycota, Dothideomycetes, Mycosphaerellales, Dissoconiaceae.